Saccostrea echinata is the source of this 2967-nucleotide messenger RNA. Its product is annotated as condensin complex subunit 2-like. The coding region runs from base 96 to 2321 and encodes 741 amino acids. Gene Ontology annotation, cellular component: condensin complex. Gene Ontology annotation, biological process: mitotic chromosome condensation. The transcript has 18 exons. Lineage: Eukaryota; Metazoa; Mollusca; Bivalvia; Ostreida; Ostreidae. The record is from RefSeq and is a predicted model, not a curated record. Gene Ontology annotation, molecular function: chromatin binding.
AUGGAUUAUUAAGUUGAAGUCGGUUCUAAAGGAAAUCAAAUAGUAUGAUACAUCAAUUUUCAUAAGAGAAAGACUUGCAACUCAUCUCACGUAACAUGCCAUCUGCUCGGGAGGUUUUAUCCCCUCUAACUACCACUCCUAAUAUUUUAAAUUCUGUCUCAAACAUCAUAUCUCCUGCAUCAAGCCGCCAUGUGAGUCUAAAAAGUCCCGUCCCAAUGUUGACGGCAGAACAUGAUGAUGCAGCCGAGAAAAGAGAGCGGAGGCGCUCUAGAAUUAUUCAGCUGCAACAGCGAGUGGGCAGUCCAGCCUCUCCUGGGGAAAGACGCAGAUCAUUACCUCUUAGUGGACUCAGUGCAACUCAGCUAGCAGAUCAUUACUCCAGCUGUAUAAAGCUCUCAGCAGAAAAUAAAAUUAAUGCUAAAAAUGCAUUUGGACUACACUUGAUUGAUUACAUGUCAGACUUAGUAAAGAAGAAAGAGUUAGAUAACUUUCAGGUUGCCAGUACUACACUAGAUGCCAGUGCUAAGAUUUAUGCUGGUAGAGUGGAUGCCAUUCACUCUGAAACAUACAAAGUUCUGACUGGAUUAGGACGUAGUGGAGAAAAAUCAAAGGCUGACGAAGAUGGAGAAGAGGCAAUGGAGGAAGAUGGUGUUCCUGGGGAGGAGCAGCCAGAGGAAAUCAAAAAGAAGAAAAGGACAAAGAAGAAUAACACAAUAGAGUCUAACCUGAAAAACAUUAAUGUCAGUAAAAUGGACCUAGAAUUUGAGGUGGAUCCCUUGUUCAAAGUAAUGUCUGCUGCAUUUGAUGAGGGUGGUAGCAGUGGUUUAUUGUUAAAUAAUCUACGUACCUUUGAUGAUCAACAAGACCUUAUCCUAGACUCCACCUCUGCUAUUGUACAGCUGGAUCAUUCAGAAGGAUUAUCACAGAAAAAGCCUGUAGAUAUGUCGGAAAUUAAAGGAAUGUUCAGAGGGAUUGACUUAAAUUCAAAAGAAGUGUGUCCAUCCUUUUCCAGUUUUGAAUUCACAAACUGGGACUCGUCAAUGGAGACGUCGGUUGGUCCAUCUGGAUCCACCACCCAUGCUUUUGAUUUAAAUGCAGAGACAGAACCUAUAGAGGAAGUAGACCAGACUAUGGCAGAUCUUCCUGCUGAUAUGGAUGAUAUGGCAGUUGAAGGUGCUUUUGGGGAGGAUAAUGCAGAAGAUGAUGGUGACUCAGGGGGAAACAAUCAAAUAACAGAGAAAUCCAUAUGUAUUGGUGAUGGCAAGGCAGCAGAACUAAUGCAGAGUGCUAUCCGUGAUCUCACACAUGGAACAACAGGCACCUUACUAAGUGUACUGGCAUCGGAGCCUUCUGAUUACUCCUACUUUAACAAGGCUCUUCUCCGGGCCUGGGCAGGGCCAGCUCAUUGGAGAAUAGGACCUCUGUCUAAAGAUCCUAGGACAAAAUCACAGAUGGAAAAAACUCAGAAGACUAAGAAGUCCCUGUUGGAUAUAGAUUAUGAUGAAGUGAUGGAAGAGAAAGAUUUUGCCAAGUACUUCAAGUCAUCCAAGUCCAUCACCCUGACCAAGUCAACGCUGACUAAAUACAGCAAAGAAAAGAAUACUCUACCUAAAGAUCUCCAUUACGAUGCUGACAAGUUGUUCCGACUGUUCUGUAAAAGUCAAAUUAUGAUUAAGAGACAAGACACAGCAUCAGAGGACAUAGAUGAGGAGAUAGAAAAUUAUAACUAUGAAAAUCCAAACGACAAAGAAAAUUAUUGUCCCAAAGGAGAUGAGGAAGUGGAUGAUGAUGACGAUGUUGGGGGUGGAUUCGACUUUACGGCGGGUGAAGGAAAUUUCAGCCAAGAUGACUACACCAUGCAGCCAGAUAGUACACUCAACAACACAACAUUAAUGGGAGAUAAGUUGGUGUCUCAACCAAAUAAGGUUGAAAAGAUAGACAUAAACUAUGCAAAGACCGCCAAGAAAUUAGAUGUCAAGAAAUUGAAAGGGGUCAUAUGGCAUUUAUUGACCAAAAAAUCAAAGAAGGAGGAUAAAAAUAACCAUAAGGAGUCAACAGAAGAAGGGAUGGAGGAGUCGGGAGAAAAACCCACAGAGAAUGGACCCGGAUCUUCGGAAAACAGCAAUGGCAGUACAGACAUGAAUGGCAGCUUGUCCUUUCAGGAACUUCUCAAUGACCUACCUCAGAAUGUAUCGUCUCAUAUGGCAAAAAACCUUAGUGUUCCCAUAGCUUUUGUUUGUCUGCUUCAUCUAGCCAAUGAGAAGACUUUGAAAAUUGAGAGUGAUAACAUGAGUGACUUGAAGAUAACUCAGGGCAUUUAAUGUUAACAUGUGGAGUAGACUAGAAGUGUUCAAAGACUGAUGUUCACAUAUGGAGUAAACAAAAUGGAGUGUACAAGAAGUGUUCAAAGACUAACUGCAAGAUCAUUUAAUUAAAUUGUAACUGUAAAUUCAAGUGUCAAUGAGUCCAGAAAGAAAAUGAUUAAACAGCUAAUCAGUGAAAAUAAGGGAGAUAAUUUAUGUAGUGUUAAUAGUGAUAUGAUUAUUUCUUUAGAAAUUGAAUUAGCUGUAGGAAUACUUGAGAAGGAAAACAUUUAGCUAUGAAGAAUCAGUGCAGCAGUUUGUAAAUACUUGUACUUGUUCUUGAAAAAAAAAUUAGCCGACGAACACUGAAAAGACUGUCCAAAAUGUGAAUAAUGAUAUAUUUAUUUAAAUUUUUAAACAUCACUUUUAUUUUAGUUAAAUAUAUGGUACUUGUAAAGUAGUCAGUUAUUAAAUAUUAAGUUGUGUGUAUUGUUUUCAUACAUGCACAUGUCCAUGUAUUGUUGAAUUGCUCACAUAUAUGAAAAAUUAUUAUUCCUCUCUAAUUCCUCCACUCACAUUUGCCUAUUUCAUUAUUUUUUUCUUCUAACUUUUAAAAAAUUAGAAUUACAUUAUACAGUACAUGUACAUGUGCAUUUUAUACUUU